Molecule: messenger RNA, 597 nt
Organism: Panicum virgatum (switchgrass)
Lineage: Eukaryota; Viridiplantae; Streptophyta; Magnoliopsida; Poales; Poaceae
Product: RING-H2 finger protein ATL74-like
Exons: 2
Coding region: 1-597 (198 amino acids)
Source: RefSeq, a predicted model, not a curated record
AUGGUGGACUUGUGCUUCGAGGCCAUGAUAGCCACUUUCUACAUCGGCGGCGCGGGAUUUCUCGUCUACCUGCUCGUCGUAGCCGCGCGGUACCACAAAAAGGUCGGCAUCGCCGUGUUCUCAAUCGUCGGCACCGCCUGGGUCGUCGUCGGCGCCUACCUCUACAUCUCCUACUGCGUCGGCUCCUUCUGGUGGUCCGAACUGGGGCGGCGCCUGGGCCCUCCCCUCCGCGGGCUCCACCGGUGCCUGCGCGGCGUCGUCCGGCUGCUCCGCGGCCUCCCGCUGCGGUGCGCGCGCGCCGGAGAAAGCCAUGGCAUGGCCGUUCUUGCGCGGGAGCCGCCGGUGCCGCGGCGUGGCGGCCCGCAGGCGGUUGCCGUCGGUGGCAUCGUCCCGGCGCGGGAGGAGCGCGACGGCGGCGCGGCGUCCGCGUCGUGGGAGUGCUCUGUGUGCCUGUGCGAGGUGGAGGAGUGGGGGACGGUGAAGAGGUUGCCGGUGUGCCUGCACGCGUUCCACCAGGAGUGCAUCGACCCGUGGCUGCGUGACCACUCGACGUGCCCGGUGUGCCGGAGCGUCGUCGUCUUUGCGCGAAUGGCGUGA